AUGGCGUGUGCAGGCGCCCUCCUCCUGGAGACGCGGCCGUUUAGGCCCUUCAAGUCCUCCGAGGAGUACUUGUAUGCUAUGAAGGAAGAUCUCGCCGAAUGGCUGACGCUUCUGUACCCCGAGCUCAGGAUCACUGCUGACAAUUUCCUGGACAGACUUGACACUGGCGUGGCUCUUUGUAGGCACGCCAACGCAGUUCGGGACUCUGCCCGUCUCAUUUUGGAAUCACCCGUGACCGAGACAGAAGAUGCCCUGAUCCUCGCGAAAGCUCUGCGCUCCCGGCCCCCGGUCAAUAUGCUCCCAGCGGCCAAAGCCGGGACUUUUUUCGCCAGGGACAACGUCUCCAACUUCAUCGAGUGGUGCCGCCGAGCACUGGGCAUUUUGGAAUGCCUACUAUUCGAAACGGACGACCUCUGUCUCCGAAAGAACGAGAAACACGUUGUUCUCUGCCUUCUAGAAGUGGCUAGGAAAGGCGCAGUCCUCGGCAUGCCGGCACCUCUGCUGGUUCAGAUGGAGAAGCAGAUCGAAAGGGAGUUGGCCGGGGAAGAGCUACGACCGGACGACUCCGCCCUCGGACUGGUACCGCUCGGACCUCAGCGGCAACUGGUGACCAACGAUCUGAGAAGUUUGGACGAGAGAGUCAGGGAUCUGGUCGAGAGGUGCUCCUGCCCAACACAAUUCCCGAUGGUCCGGGUCUCCGAAGGAAAAUACAGGAUCGGCGAUACCAGGAUCCUCAUAUUUGUCAGGAUCCUCCGCUCGCACGUGAUGGUGCGCGUCGGCGGCGGCUGGGACACCCUCGCCCACUACCUGGACAAGCACGACCCGUGCCGCUGCCGCGCCCAGCACCGCACCUCGCUCUCCGCCCGCCUCGCCCGCCCCAAGCACGACCUCGCCGGCGCGACGGUCACAUACGAGCGGCCCGACGGCCCCGCCUCCCUCCCCUACGUGAAGAACGACAGGCCCGACGCCCCGUCCCCCCCCAAGGUGUUCGCCGACGAGCCGCGCGCGCACUACCAGUCGAGCGGCAAACUCGACGCGCCGUCGAGUCUACCGUACAUGGAGACGGACAGGGCGCCCUCUCCCGGCAGGCGGUACCUCGCCCCGCGCGCGAACAGCCCCGGCAGGUGCUCCGCCUCGCCGGACAGGAGGACCAAGCUGGUGAGCACCAACCACCUGGUGCCGUCGCCGCACGCGAUCAGGAACAAGAGCCCGCGGCCGGUGUCGCCCGCGCCCGCCGCGGAGAGCGCCUCGGACAACGGCUCCGAGGUCUCCGACGAGGGAUACAGGAGCCUCGGCGUGGUGGCCAACUCCACGCAGGGCUCGCCCUCCGCCAAGACCACGAACAGAUAUUCGAUGCACAGCCAGAAUUCGAUGGACGACGCGGAGUACAACGAGCGUCUCGAGCACGACGACGGCUGCCACAUGGAGAAGGGCGAGCGCGUGGACGACUACGUGAGCCUCACCACCGGUCUACGCAAGACUGACUUCUCCGACACGUUCUACGGGGGCCAGAGCAGGAAGACGAGCUCCGUCGACGAGCGCUCGAACCGCGCCAGCCCCGAGUGCAUCGUCACCGAGAGCAACGACUCGCCGAGCAGAUCCCUCAAGCCGACAACCCAGGUAACGGAAUCGCCCGCCAAGGUGGCGAGGAACCGGCAGGCGAGCCGCAUACCCCACUCUCCUGUCAGGAACCGCACGCCGAGCCGCGGAAACACGCCCAGCCCGAAGCACGCCGCUCCGGUGCAGACCUCCCCAAAAUUAAAGCCCAAACUGCCGCCGGCAAGGAACACGUGGAGCGGCCGCACCGCCCCCACUCAGCCGAAAGCGAAGUCCAGGCCUGCCAUCGGCGCGGACACCUUCGAGAGCCCGAACAAGUCCCCGAAGGCGAAGCCCAAGGGUCAGACGGAGCCGUUCAAAAGGAACUCGCCGCUGCGCGCGAGCAGUGCGACCCUCCGCUCGCCGCCCCACCAGAAACAGCUGAGCCCGCUGCUAGAACAGAUACUUAGGUCCGCCGAAACGGCGAAGGACGACGCCACCGUGCUGGAGAAGAUGAAGGAGAUAAUACGGACGUACUCCAAAGGCGAGGACUCUUUGUCCAGGGCGAGCUCUAAAGAUUCAGACUACGCAGACUUCACGUCCGCCUGGGUGAUGUCGGAUGGGAAACUGGAGCGGUCCACCAGCACCCGACAGCUGGCGGCGCCGCGAAAAGACCCCAGGACUGGCGCUUCGAGGAUCCCCGCGCCGGUCUCCAUCGGCUGCAGACGGUCUUCGUCCACAACGCAGUUCCAA
Iphiclides podalirius (scarce swallowtail) is the source of this 2289-nucleotide messenger RNA. The record is from the annotation of a GenBank genome assembly. NCBI's taxonomy places the organism in Eukaryota, Metazoa, Arthropoda, Insecta, Lepidoptera, Papilionidae.